UGUGAAGUGAUAAUGAUGGUUGGAUUACCUGCUUCUGGCAAAACUACUUGGGCAGAAAACUGGAAGAAAGAGCAUCCAGAAAAACGAUAUGUUCUGCUUGGUACAAAUUUAGCACUGGAACAAAUGAAGGUACCAGGUUUACUGCGCAAGCAUAAUUACGGUGAAAGGUUUGAGCAUUUAAUGGACCGUGCAACUGGGAUUUUUAAUACUCUUUUGUCCAGGGCAUCCAAGAUGCCUCGGAAUUUCAUAAUUGAUCAAACAAAUGUCUUCAAGGGUGCACGUAAACGUAAACUGAAACCUUUUGCUGACUACAGGAAGAUUGCUGUUGUGGUUUUUCCAAGACCUGAAGAGUUGAAGCUCCGUGCUGCUAAGAGAUUUAAAGAAAUGGGAAAGGAAGUUCCUGCUGAGGCUGUUAAUUCGAUGUUGGCCAAUUACAGUUUGCCUAAGAGCAUGGACAUGCAUGGGACAGAUGAGUACUUUGAUGAGGUUUUGUUCACGGAACUCAGCAGAGCUGAGUCACAGAGGUUCUUAGAAGAGAUGAAGAGAGAUAUGAAUGCAAAUCGUGACAUGUCCCCUUAUUCUAAUGAAAGUUCUACUCGGUCAUAUUGUACUUCGUUACAACAUGGUCAUGGGGCCUCAAUUCAGUCACGUUCUGGCUUUUCAUUACAAAAUCAAAGCUGCUCACCAGGAGUAGGUGGUCACUGGAAUAGUUCAUACUCCUCCCAGCCUCCCUCCGGUGGCGCUUAUGGAUCCUAUUAUUCAAGCCCUUCUGUUUGUGAGUCAAGGCAUGAUUUUGAUCGCAAAGGAGGAAGUCACAGUGGAGGUUUUGGUGAACUCUAUCGAAGUUAUGAAGGAGGUAAGGUACAUAACUUUGCUGGUGUGGAAAACGAAAGUUUCUUACCUCGGGGUACAACUGAUCCUGGCCGAAGCAGCAUUGUUGAUCACUAUUCUGAAACAGCACCAUCAUCCUACCACACUUGCCAAAGAUAUGCCAUUAGCUCUCAACGUCCACCACCCAGUCUUUCAGCUACGAGGCCUGAUGCAUAUCACUUCAGUACACCCUCAACAGCACAUGGUUCAUAUCCUACCACAAUUCCCAGGCCUCCCUAUGACAACUUUCUUACAAAUUCGCAUCAUGCUGGAGUUUAUCCUCAACCUCGUCUGCCACCUCCCCCUGUAAAUUUUCCUACAGGCAUGCCACGUCCUGGAGUUUAUCCCCCGCCUCGUUCAGGUUACCAUUGAUUGUAGAAGAUAAUAGCAGUGGAGAAUGUAGUCUCUGACCAGCAGAAAACUAUGAAAGUGUUUGGCUGAAUCGGGGGGUGUAGACUGUAUAGUGAUAUAUUAAAUUAUGUCUUUGAUACAGUUAUCAAGUUCCUUGUUAUGUGCUUUAGGUAUGUAUAUUGUGAACUAAAAAAAUUUAGGAUUAAGCUACACGUACAUUAGGGUGUCCAUAACGAUGUUCAUCCCUUUCACAUGGAGUACCGACUUCGAAUAAAAUAUAAUUUAUCCAAAAAUGGGUGUCCCUCCAUGUGGUAAAGAGUGGACAUAUUUUUGAAUGUUGUAUUAUGUACAACUAGCAUAUUUCAAAAUUUUAAAAUUAAAAAA
Molecule: messenger RNA, 1605 nt
Organism: Olea europaea var. sylvestris
Lineage: Eukaryota; Viridiplantae; Streptophyta; Magnoliopsida; Lamiales; Oleaceae
Product: heterogeneous nuclear ribonucleoprotein U-like protein 1
Exons: 7
Coding region: 13-1242 (409 amino acids)
Source: RefSeq, a predicted model, not a curated record